UACAACUUCGAAUAGUCAUCGAAAGAUUUGUAAAAAAAACAAAACAAAAAAAAAGGAAAAAAGAAAGAAAACCCCUUUACGUUGACUUUCGUCGUUGUGCAUGUUUGGUGGUUGUAUCAGUUAUGGCAAGCUGUGAUCAUAAGCCGUGGCUCCUAGGAAUCUUUACCCUGUGCGCUCUUUGUCUUGUCUUCUGUUACCCAUGGGCUCAUUAUGAAAGCGGCCGCAUCAACGCAGAAGAACACACAUGGAAUCUAAUCACCAUCAAUAUGUCCAGCAUGUAUACAAACACUGAGCAGUGCAACAUCCUUGUCACAAACAACAGUGCCCAUGUCCUUCGGAAAUACUUUGAUGACCCUGACGACCUGAUCAUGUACCUAAGCAUCGCAUUUGACUCCAAAAGCAGCGUGGACAAAUCUUCCGAUGAGGAUGUGGUUCUACCUCUGAGAUGGAUCUGGACUUAUGGAAAAGGUUUAGACUACCUGGACUGGCCUGAGGAAUAUUUCAUUUGGUCGUUCGGGUUGCUGACCUCUGAUACUCCCGACAUACCCGUCACCUUUACAGCCUACCCACCAAAUUGCACUGUGCACUACGGCCGUCGCAACACCACCUUUAUGAUGGCAUAUGCCCUAAGCCAAAUGGCGGAACAGUACUUGAAGGUGAAGGCUAAACAUUACAGAGGUAGUACGUGGUGUUACACCACAGUGGUCAAAGAAAAACAUGCGGACACAUUCAUCCGCAACUUCGGAUAUUUUGUGGGCCAGUUUGGAUACAGAUGUUGCAAUGUAUCGGACGAGAAUGCCGUCACCUGUUUUGACAAAGCAAAACGUCCAAAUCAGCUAUAUACAACUAUUCCGUUUUAUGUCGCCUUUUUCGCCCUGCUCAUUUCACCUCUUUUAUAUUCGUUUUUGAUAGAAUGGACAUGGCCAUUAAAUGCCGUGUGUUUGGUCAAGCAAACGAAGCAGCGACAAGACUACAUUAAUAUUGAUGAUGAUAAGUGGUUAUUUCUUGAAAACAAAAGUCCAAUAUCAUUUUUCUCUUGUAUCACAUCGUUCCUAGGAAACUUGUGUUUCCCACAAUCAUUUUGCAAGAUAGUCGCGAAGGCAGUUGUUCUUGGCCUUAUUUUUCCUGGUUUAAUAUACGCCAAGUUAAUACUUUACACGUUCGCUGAUCACGUUUCUGCAUAUCUCGACGACAAAAUCAAACACAAUCUUCCAGUAGGAUUUUCUUCCAUGCUUUUUUCAGUGAAAAGUCAAUCUGCAAAUUUUUUAACGCUUACUGGGGGCCCGUUUGUAAUGUUAACCAUAGUGUUUUUAAUCUGGUUAGUGUUUUUAAUCGUUGAAGAAUUAAAGAUUUCUAAGGACGAAGACACCAAACAACGUGCAGCAAACUUGGUUUGUUUGAACGACGCUUCAACAGAAAGUGUUUGUGAUACUAUCAAAAAUAAUACCAUUACCGUCUUCCAGAAAUCAACCUGGGUGCAAGCCUGGUCCACUGUAUCCAAACCCGAAGCGGUAUUUAAUAUUUUUAAACACGCGUUAUUUAACGUUAUUCCUUUGGUUUUUGCAUUUCGUUUCAUCACGGCUCGUAUUAUUUGCGUAAGGACAGGCAACGGGUUCCUAUCUGUUUUCCUGACACUACUUACAUUGACAGCUUGUUGCUAUUCACUGUUUGCAUAUUGUGCUAUUUUUAUUGCCUCUUUUGAGUCUCUGACACUUAUUGCAAUGUUUCUAUACAUGUCGGUUGUUAAAUAUCCAGAUGUUACUGGUGGGUAUAUAGCCCUUAUUAUUGGCCUAGUGUAUAUUAUUAUUAGCAGCCUAAGAUAUCCUGCCCACAAAUACUUACGGUUUCUGCAAAUGGUGAUCGAAAGCCUGAAGUAUGUUGCUAACGUUGAAGUUGCAUGCGAAAUCAGAAAUGAGACCUUGGAUUUAAUAUAUUUCAACCCUAACCAAAUAAAACAAUACGCUCAAUUUGAUGAUGAUGAUGGUAAUAGAACGGAAUGUGUGCUAGUAAGAAAUACCUUGGUAGUUCGGAGUAGACAAAAUAUUGAAUAUUUUCGCAUCAAUGACAUCUACGUAAACUUAACAAGAAACGAAACAAUGAAAGACCAUCCUCCACCCAAACCCUAUCUGAAAUACAAAGAUGGAAAACUGGCCAUUGACAACGAAUUGUUUAUGAAAUUAGUUCAUGAGCUGAAGCCCAUUAAGAAAUCCAUAGCACUGGCCAUUGUAAAGACACUCAUGUCGGUAUUGUUUUUAAUACUGACCGCUGUCUUGGUGAAGCAGAUGCAUCAGGUAGUUCACAUCAGUUCGAUAUCAAACGUCGUCACGGCGUACAUAGUUGUGAAAAUCCCACAGCUCAUAAACAUUAUCGUGAAGGAUACUGACCCAGAGAUAAAAAAGGAUAUUCUUAAGGAAAAAAUAAAAUAUGAAACGUUUAAGUAUACAAAGGGCGAAACAGAAGGUAGACCAGAUGACGAACGAGGGUCGGAGUAGGGAGUUCAGAUACGGGGCUUACACUGGAACAAAUUUUGUUGUAGCCAGUUUUCAGAUAUAUAGAGCAUUUCUUUGAAAUUAUUCAAAAUUGGUUAAUUUAAUGAACAUUUUAUCAGCCAAACACUAAAUGUGCUUUACAUAAAAAAUAGCAAUUGGCUAAUUUGGCAAUGUACAGAGUGAGCCCUGCAUAUAAACGCCAUUGUUAAAAUAAAAUGGCCGGCCUCGGCGGUAUAGUGGUAAAGGCUGGGAGAUAAUGGGUUCGCCUCCCUGUACACCAUGACGAUAUUAUUAUACUGUACGUUAUUAUACUCUGGUAGGUUCUCGGUUCGCCUACCAGUGAAUGCUCCCAGCCCGAGUCAGGAUUAACUACUCAAUUGAAACCCGAAUCUAGGUCAUUAACCUCGAUUGUAUGCUGACAUUCGAACACCAGCUGCACUGAAUGUUACUUUUUGAUUCAUUCAGAGAUCAUCAUAAAUAGAUGCUUCGAAGAUAGCUUGACAAUUCAACAUAAUUCAUCAACAAUAAUUAGAUAAAAAUUUGCGUUUUUGUUAAAUUUUGUCAAUAGCGUAACGGUCCACACCGUAACAUUAUGACGUUAUGAUUUUGAUCGAGUGUCUAAAUAACCACAUGUUCAACAUGAAAUAGCUUUAAAAUGUACUGAUGUGUCGCUAAACAAAUAUUAAUUUGUGAACAUGAAAUAGAUGCGUCCAACAUUCUGGAAGCUUUCUCAGUGUUAAAAUAAAUGAAAUACUUUAGUAUGUUCAUAUUAUUUAGCUGUUUGAUGGGCGACUCAGAAAUGCGAACCAGUAAAUGUUCAUCACGUAUAAAAUAUUUCGAUUUUGUAUUAAAAGAAAACAAAGUAUGUCAACACCGUAACAUGGAUGCCAUUAAUAUCAGACCCUGUUUCGAAAAGAAAGUUGAUAAAACAAUAAAAUCCUUUGUAAAGGUCGCUGCCUGAAUUUGAAAUACAUUCACCUCACGCCAGAGCUAAGACAUGACCAUAAAACAUCAUAUUUUAAAAACAUUAUUUUUACAAAGAUACUACUAUACAAAAUGACACCUUUAGGGAGAAUGGUCCAUAUAUAUACAGAACUUCACAUACGUUGUGUUCGCUUCCUAUUUAUUGCACGAGUUUAUUUUUCUCAAGAAUAUAUACCACGAGACAGCUAGUUAUGUAUUUAUUACAUACUUUUUGUUAUGCUUUACAAAAACUAUUUUUAAUUUAACGUCAGAACAACGCUUUCUUAAAUUUAUGAUCAAUACUCCUUUCAUGGAUUUACGUAACAUAAAGAAUCAUACUCUGCAGCAAUAUUGUGUAAUGUUUCAAAGGCAAUGUGGCGUAAUUUGUAAAUCAUAUAUGACGUCAGUAACCAAAAAGGCGUUAACUCCAGUAAAGAUAAAAAGGGAAUUUCCCAUUUAACAAUUCCGGUCCAGAUCGCACAUAUGUGAAAUACAAGAUAAAAGUUAUCACACGGUUUGAAAAUGUCUUUAUCACUAUAGUAAGGUUGAAAAAAAGAAGAAAAAAAAAAGGAAUGCAAAUAGAGUAUGAUACUGUUUUAUUGACAGCAUUUCAUUUUUUUUAAAUAUCUAGAUUGCCUAUGUAGAAAGGGAAGUUGGCAGUCUAUUUGUUUUCUGUACUAACAUAUUAACACAGAGUUGUUUUUACCGGAGUGUUAAAUGAAGGAACAGAAGUCACAGGUUGGUUUGUAGGUUGUUAUUUUCAACUCCAACAUGUAAUAAUAAGAUAUGAUUAUGAUAUAAAACUUUCACUCGGAUCUUCUAGUAGAGUUUGUGUUUUGUCAGAGAACUUCAAGGCGUGUGAACAGAAUCUGUUCUCCCCAAGUAUAUCUUCCAGUAGAGUUUGUGCUUUGUCAGAGAACUUCAAGGCGUGUGAACAGAAUCUGUUCUCCCCGAGUCUAUCUUCCAGUAGAGUUUGUGCUUUGUCAGAGAACUUCAAGGCGUGUGAACAGAAUCUGUUCUCCCCGAGUCUAUCUUCCAGUAGAGUUUGUGCUUUGUCAGAGAACUUCAAGGCGUGUGAACAGAAUCUGUUCUCCCCGAGUCUAUCUUCCAGUAGAGUGUGUGUCUUGUCAGAGAACUUCAAGGCGAGUGAACAGAAUCUGUUCUCCCCGAGUCUAUCUUCCAAUAGAGUUUGUGCUUUGUCAGAGAACUUCAAGGCGUGUGAACAGAAUCUGUUCUCCCCGAGUCUGUAUUUCAUGACCAAAACCAAGACCAAAUUGUUUAACGUGCACAUUCAGAGCAAGCUGUUGUAGCGCACGCCUGUCCUGGGCACAGGUACCGGCCUCAACCGGUUCAUCCGUCCAGGACCAAGUAUUUCAUGGAUAAAAUGUCCUUAUUUAUAGCACACAUACUAAACACGUUGUCCAGGUAAUAAUAUAAACUUGUCAUGGUGUACUCGUUAAGCCGCCUGCCAUACCCGUGCCGCAAUUAAACUGCAUUGUAUCAUUCUCCACCAUUGUUCCGUACUAUUGUACAUAAUAUUGUAUUUCAUUGUUAUAAUGCUGAUAAGUUGCAAAACUUAACGCAAUAAAGAACUUGAACUUGAUUGCUCGUUACAUCUUUAAUGAGCGUUGGGUUCAUUGGCAAGUGACUAAGUGGAUACCACAGCAGACGUCAGAUAACCAAGUAACCAAUUCUAAUUAAUGCGCUUGUUAAAAAUAAAUAUAUAAUCCGUAUUGUUAUAAAGUUGAAGUUUAGCACUGUGACAAUAUAUUAUAUGUGUUUUAUUGUAAUAUUCAUAUUAUAUUAUAUCUGUGUCGAUUAUUUUACAUAGUCUCUUAUAACUUUAUAUGGAGUGUCUCAGUGCUAUUUUAUAUUGUAUGGUAUUUAGUGAUCUACUUUUAAUAACUGUGGUAAGACUUUAGUAAAACAACAUGUCUGUCUGCUAGUUUGUCAUCUUGCAAUUGUUACUGUUGUGGAUGAAAUGCUAAUUAGUACUACUAGUCAAGACAAGACAAGACAAGACAAGACAAGACAAGAAUUUAUUACACUCAGACCGUAUUCUACGGCAUAAUAUGAGGACAUGUGUUCAAUGGUAGGACAUGGUUUACAGGAGCAGAGAAUAGUAGUAGUACAGAUAUAAUACAAAUACAUAUAAACUUAAGGUUUCUUAAAUUUAUUCAUGAUUUCUUUUAUUAGUUUGCAUGUGUUUUUUUAAAUAACUAAUUCUGUGGGUAUUCAUUAAUUCAUUAUACUUUAAUGUACUUGGUUUAACAGUUCUGUAAUAUAUAUACUUGUAUAUAAUCAGUUAUCUGUAAUGCAUGGCAUGUGAAUGUUUACAAAAUUAAUCUGCAUCGUGUUUUGUGUAUUUGUAGUAUCCGGUUUUGAUGAAUAAAUAGAAUUAUCAUCU
Molecule: messenger RNA, 5859 nt
Organism: Gigantopelta aegis
Lineage: Eukaryota; Metazoa; Mollusca; Gastropoda; Neomphalida; Peltospiridae
Exons: 2
Coding region: 123-2492 (789 amino acids)
Source: RefSeq, a predicted model, not a curated record